Messenger RNA from Equus quagga, 4530 nucleotides. RefSeq names its product aquaporin-6-like. Gene Ontology annotation, cellular component: plasma membrane; apical plasma membrane. NCBI's taxonomy places the organism in Eukaryota, Metazoa, Chordata, Mammalia, Perissodactyla, Equidae. Bases 2485 to 3330 code for a protein of 281 amino acids. The transcript is spliced from 4 exons. Gene Ontology annotation, molecular function: water channel activity; nitrate transmembrane transporter activity. Gene Ontology annotation, biological process: transmembrane transport. The record is from RefSeq and is a predicted model, not a curated record.
AGGUUUGAAGUAGGCCUUAGAAUCUGGGGAGAGAGUCGACUGGGGGGUGUAAGGAUGCUGAGCAGAGCCGCCGCCCCUGCUGGGGCCGGAGACCGUGGACUUAUGGCAGCAGUCUGCAUGGCUGGGCGAGUUUCUCCAGCAGUGCUCAACAGCACAGAUGAGGGGUGGAGGGGUGUGGAGGAGAAUGAGAAUGGACAGAUGUGGCGGGUGGGGUGGAGAGAGCAGGGAACUGCGACAGGGGGCACUGAGGUGAGAUGUUAGGGGAUCUGGCUGGAGAGGGAAGAGUGAAGCCAGGGUAGCUGGAAGAACCGAAAGGGGAUGGGGAAGGGAUUUGACUGAGACUGAGACAAAAGAGGGUGGAUGCAGAGCCUGUGAUCAGAGCUGGAUGUCUCACUUGAAGAUGUCAGAGGGCCUAGUCCAGGUGAGGGCGAGUAAGAAUAGCCAGCUGAAAUGAAGCAGACAUGAAAGUCACCUGCCUCCAACAGGUCAAAGAGCUACUCACUCAUUCACUCAUUCAACAAAUAUUCAUUAAGCACCUACUAUGGCCAAUUCCUGUGCAAAAUACACGUAGGGAUGAACAAAACUUGGUUCCUUCCCCCUAUGGGGCUCACUGCCUCAUCGGGGAGACAGAUUCACACCAUGACACAUUAUAUGGUGACUGUACUGUACGAAAACACCCAGGUGUGGCGGGAGCACACAGAGGGGGCCUCACCCAGGAAAAGACGAGGUGACAGCAAAGCUGAGUCUUAGGGAUGGGUUAGGAGUUACCCAAGCAAAGGACAUGGGAAGGGCUCUCCAAGGAGAGGAGAGAGCAUUCUCUCAAGGAGAGACCAGCAUAGAGUGUUCCAGAACCACUGGCCACUUGGUGAGGCCGGAGGGUAAAGGACAAGGCAAGGAGUACAGAGAAGAGAGAUAAGAGGAACAGGAUCCCAGAGGGCCAGGCAGAGAGCUCACAGAGGAGACAGGACGCUUUGAAGGGAUUUUAGCGGAGGAGCGGCAGGAUCAGAUUUGCAUUUUAGAAAGAUCACUGGGCUGCUGCGUGGAUAAUUGAUUGGAGCGGAGCAAGGGAGCAGACGGAGAGAGUGGUUAAAGGCUGCAGGGCAGAGGGGUGGCAAGAAGAGGGCACAGCCAAAAGAUAUUUAGGAUUCAAAAUCUGCAGGACUUGAUCCCUUUGCUGGAUGGGGGCAGGGAGGAAAGAAGGGUCCAGGAUGCCUCCCAGGUGCCAUCAGCUGAGCUGGAGAAAACAGGAGUGCAUUUGGGGGUGCGAGGAGACAUGAGGAUCUCAUUUUGAGACAGGUUAUGUGUGAGGAGCCCGAGGACAAGCAGGGGACAUCCACUGGGCAGGAGGAUACGGCCAGGGGUGAGAACAGGGCACCCAGAUGUGAUUAAGAGGUGAAGACUAUUAUUUUAACAACAAGGCAGGUUCUUCUUUGGGAGGGAGCUCCUUAGUUUGAGAAAAUAGCUUGAUACGCUGCUGGGAGUUAAAGGGCAGAGCCUGGAGGGAGUGGGGGCAGUGACUUCAGGGCAGCAUAGCCGCAGAAAUGGUUAAGCUGCCCUGAGUGAGACAUGGAAGGAACUGUUUUGGCCCCGGAGAAGGAGGAGAGCAGAGAAUGGAGUGGAGAGGGGGUGAGAAGGGAGGAGGAGGACAGGAAGAAGUGGGUGAAGGGCCAGUGGAAAUUCCCAGCUGGCAGAAGUGCCCACUGCCACGUGUGCCAUCUGACUAGCUGUGGCGUAAACCCCUCCUCCGUGUGCCCCCUCUGCUCCACGCAGGCCCAUGACCUUAGUAAAGUUGACUCUAUUCCCAUCUGCUUUCUGGGAGUGGGGUUUUAGGUGGGAAUGGGGGAGGCGGCUUCAGUGCACAUCUGGGCUUACGGGGCACAGAAUAGUAUGAGCACAUUUGGAGGCAGAGCCUACAGGCAGAGGGGGCCAGGAGCCCCCCAGAAAUGUACAGGACCCCCCGAAGCAGGCCUUGGACUUAGGGUAUCUAAGUGAUCUUGCUCUACCUAAGCUGACACUGGGGAUGUGAGGGCUCUGGAAUCCCACGCCCACCACUACUCCCGUGCCUGCGGCCCCCAGGCUGGGCCUCUGCGCACAGCAAAGUUAGGCCUAUCCAGCUUGGAAACCUGAAAGGUUCCAGCUCAGCGCCCACCUGGGGGACCGCCCUCCUCCCCUAGCUGUCAGGUGAGCUCAGGGUGGAACAGGCAUGUGAGCACCACUCCUCAUGCCACCGCAACACCUCCCACCCACCGAGAUACACAUAACCCCCUCAUCCCACUCCCUGGCAGUCUGACCAGCACAGUCCUUGGGGCAGCAGCAUGGUGGACGAGCUACAGGUUGGGGCCAGAGAAGCCUCUAGGCAGUAAGACGGCCAGAGCAGGCCAGAGAGAAGAGACCAGAGGAGACAGAGGAGAUCAGAGGCAGGAGAAGCAGAGAGAGGUCCUGGGAGCAAAGGAGGCAACAGCUGGGUACCAGGACCUGGACACAAUGGAGCCAGGCAGAUGCUGCUUGCCCAAGAUGCUGCCGUGCCGGUUCUGGACGGCCAUCAGCAAGGCGCUGUUUGCUGAGUUCCUGGCCACAGGGCUCUACGUGUUCUUUGGCGUGGGCUCAGCUCUGCGCUGGCCCUCAGCACUUCCCUCAGUGCUGCAGGUCGCCAUCACCAUCAACAUGGCCACGGCCAUGGCUGUGCAGGUCACUUGGAAGGUCAGCGGGGCCCACGUCAACCCUGCUGUGACGCUGGCUUUCCUCGUGGGCUCCCAGAUCUCCCUGCCCCGUGCUGUGGCCUAUGUGGCUGCCCAGCUGGCUGGAGCCACAGUGGGAGCUGCUCUGCUUUAUGGGGUAACGCCAUGGGAUAUCCGAGAGACCCUUGGGGUCAACAUGGUCCGGGACAGCAUCUCGACCAGCCAAGCGGUGGCAGUGGAGGUGGUUCUGACCCUGCAGAUGGUGCUCUGUGUCUUUGCUUCCACGGACAGCCGUCAGGCCUCAGGCUCCCCGGCCACCGUGAUUGCAGCCUCUAUGGCAGUGGGCCACCUCAUUGGGAUCUACUUCACCGGCUGCUCCAUGAACCCAGCCCGCUCCUUUGGUCCUGCCGUCAUCGUGGGGAAAUUCACAGUCCACUGGAUCUUCUGGGUGGGACCCCUAACAGGGGCUGUCCUGGCUUCACUGAUCUACAACUUUAUCCUGUUCCCUGACACCAAGACCCUGGCUCAGCGACUGGCCAUCCUCAAGGGCACCGCAGAGGUGGAGAAAGUGGCAGGGGUAGAGCCCCAGAAGAGAGAAUCUGAGUCCAAUUCAAGGGACACUGAAAUGGAGAGUGUGGGUCAGAUUGCAUAGAACUUGGCCCCCGCCCUCAGGCUUCUGAGAGGAGCCCUGAAGGUGGGUAGCAUGCUUUGUAUGACCCGACUUCAGGUUUGGGGGGAAGGGCAGGAUAAUGGGUGGGGGGGUGCUGCUUGCAAGAGGGGAGGGGGAGGCUUGGCCUUUUGUCCUGACGGGGUGGGCAGGGGAUGCCAAUCCCUAUCCUGGCAUUACAUUUCUAGGUAGUAAGGAUGUGCGGAGCAAAUCUGUGCAGUUUGCUCCUCCUCCAUCUCUUAAUGGGAGACAGCAGAGGGAGGCAGGGGAAUUCCUGAUCGCCCUCCCCUUCUCUCACCCGUCUGGAGACCAGUGGGGUCCUGGGCCUCCGGAUCCUCAUGUCUUGGAAAAAAGGGAAUUGGAGCCCUGAUGGCCACUCUGCUUAGAGACAGAGCUAUAGGGACGGAGCUCAGGGAACCCCAGCUUCUCACCUCACCCUUGGGGAGGAGGGGCCAGAAUUCCCAGAAGAAUCAGGCCCUGGAACAGCCUCUGAAGUCCUAUGCACCACCAGCACCCCCUGCCCCAGCAAGACUGAGGGGCUUCCUGAGGACAGAGAUUGCCCUCCCUAUAAAUCUUAAUCCCUCACUCCUCCAAAUGCUCAGGAGAGGACCCCUCCUUGGGAAGAACUGACACAGACAGGAACCUGUUCUCCGGCUGGCAGAGGGGCAGGCUAUAGGCAAGGGCAGUUUGGGCCAGAGAGACCUUUGCCCAGGUGGGCUCUCCCCAGAUGUUUGCCCACCUUCCACCCCACAGCCCCAUUCACAGGAACAAUUUUGAGAGGGAAGCCUCCAUCCCAGCCCUCAGUCCAUGACCUGGGCCAGAAGACAUCUCCAGCCUCAUUCUCAGCUCUGCCGGGAUCCCCCAAAAGCUGUUGAAGAAGUCCCAAGGAUGGGUCAUUCCAAGGGAUGUUAGGAACUUAGGAAUGACCCAGGAACCCAAGAUUCGCAGUUCCGUGCCUCUGAGGGACUCAAGUCUCAACUGGUUUGUUAAUAUUUACAAGCCACUGUAAAUCUACUCUCCCCAUGACUUGUCCUAUCUGGAUCUCAGCUUCCCAGCUGUACAAUGGGCACAGUCCUCUCCCAGGGACUGCUGUGAAAACAAAUCAGACAUUUGAAAAUGUUUUUGGAAGUUAAAAUGCUAGAAAACAAAGCCAAUAAAUGAUGAUUAUUGUUGCUGUUACUGUAA